This is a messenger RNA of Cyclocybe aegerita, 825 nucleotides long. The record is from the annotation of a GenBank genome assembly. Lineage: Eukaryota; Fungi; Basidiomycota; Agaricomycetes; Agaricales; Hemipholiotaceae.
AUGACUCCGACCUCUCCAAUGACUCUGCCCUCUUUCUCGAUGCAAGGGAAGGUAUGCAUGGUGACAGGCGCAGCAAGAGGACUGGGUUUCGAAUUUUGCAGGGCAUUUGUCCAAUCGGGCUGUACUUCUUUGGCGAUCUUGGAUCUCAAGGUCGAUGAAACCAAGGCGGCUGCCCAAGAACUCGCUCACUAUGCCAUCAAGGAUUGCAAACUGGAGGCAUACAAAAUCAAGUUUGUUGGCAUCGAAUGUGACGUUUCGUCGGAAGAAUCAGUCCAGAAAGCCUUCAAGGUUAUCAUGGACAACUUCGGAAGGAUCGAUGCGGUCGUUGCCUCAGCUGGUAUCGUCGAAAAUUACCCUGCUCUCGACUAUCCAGCAGAACGUGUCAAGAGACUUUACGACGUAAAUGUUCAUGGCGUAUUCUACACUGCCCGUGAAGGAGCUCGAAACAUGAUACCAAAUGGUGGCGGGUCCAUCAUCCUGAUUUCUAGCAUGAGUGCGAAUAUCGUGAACAUUCCUCAGCUUCAAACGCCGUACAAUGCAUCCAAAGCCGCUGUGAAGCAUAUGGCGGAAAGUCUGGCCGUAGAAUGGGCCAAGCAGGGUGUUCGAGUCAAUACUCUAAGUCCUGGCUACAUGCUGACGAAACUUACGAGGACGAUUCUGGAGAAAGAUGUUGAACUCAAGAAUACUUGGGAACGACUCACACCAAUGGGCAGGAUGGGAGAACCUGAAGAUCUCUCAGGAGCAAUUGUAUUCUUAGCUAGCGAUGCGUCGAAGUUUAUGACGGGUUCUGAGAUACGGGUGGAUGGUGGAUAUUGUGUAAUAUAA